Messenger RNA from Funneliformis geosporum, 3579 nucleotides. Lineage: Eukaryota; Fungi; Glomeromycota; Glomeromycetes; Glomerales; Glomeraceae. The record is from the annotation of a GenBank genome assembly.
AUGAAUUCAGAUGGUUCUAAAAUAAUGGAGGAUGAUUCUUCUGAUUAUAUAGCUAUAAGUCCGGAUGGUUCUUAUUCUGCGACAUUUAAUUCAGAAUCUUAUGAACUUAAAAUUUACGACGUAAAAAAGUUUAACAAUGACGAUAACAAUAUUACACCUCCUAUUCACACUAUCGAUUUACGUAAGGAAAUCAAUACAUCUGCGAACUAUUAUUAUUCUUUGGCCAUUUCCGAUUACGACCAACUAUACGUAUACGUAGCUGUAUCACGUUUUUGCGAAAAUACUGGUUUGAUCGACAAUGCAGAUACAGAAAAAGGUUUUGGUACUAUAGAUAAUCGCGGUGGGGUUGUUAGAUUUUUGAGUAAUUGUAAGUCAAAAAAACCUGAUAUAUUGAACGAAUUUACUAAAUUAAUUUCAAUGAACUCUUCUGGAUUAGAAGAAUAUGAAUUUCCAACAAUCACUCAAGUUAAAAUUGAUAAUUUAUAUCAAAUAUAUCCUUGUACGAGAUUUUUAUAUAAUAUUGUUGAGAAAAAUUAUUUAUUUGUUCAAGAUUAUAAGAAUCAAAGACUUGAAUUGUAUAAUUUACAAUCCUUGGAUUUAGAAUUGAUCUGCCGACAGCGUGAUGACAUUUCUUCUUUCUCGCAUGCGCGUGAAAAUCCCAUCUUUUCCAUUUCAAAAAAUGGUCACUUAUUAGCAUACUGUAAUGGUUCAAAGAGUAUUACGAUUCAUUUAAUGGAAAAUGGACUUGAGAUUACGACGAAAGAAUUUCUUUACGCAUACAAAAUCCUUUUAAUUUCAUUUAUUGACGACGAUGAAAGAUUAUUCGUUGUCGCUGAAGAUGAUAAAUUCACUCUAAAAAUAUAUAUUUGGGAUAUUUUCACUUCAAAAGAAAUUUUUAAAAUUGAUGUAGAAGAUGGAAUAACCGACAUUUUUAGCUCCCUACAAAAGUAUGAUAAUCACUCAAUAGCUUGUUCAAGUGGAAAAAUACUCGCUUUACAGGGUGGGGAAAUUUGUUCAGUCCUCGAAUUGUCGGUCUUUGAACAUAAAUUAAGGCCUUCUGAAGAACCACAAGAACUUCGCUCAAUUGUCAUUAAUCAAGCUGAAAAAAGUUCAUUUGAAUCCGAUCAAAUCCAUAAACUAGACGGAACAGGGUUGCCAGGGUUGCCUAAAGAAGAGCCUAGAUCAUCAGUAUUGAACGUUAGUGAACCUUGGAUUCAUGAAAAACAACGUAUACGUAUUUCUUUUCUUGAUGAAAACGUUCAACUUAUAAUUGGAAAAACAACAGUUCAAGUUUGGAGUAACGAUAAAGACUUAGAUUAUAUUUGGGUGAAUCUAAGCAAUAAAAAUAUUAUAGUUGAAUCACUAAAGAUUGGAAAGCAUGAAUUUAAUUUAGAUUUGUCAUGGGAUGUUUCAAAUAAUGAAAGGAAUGAAACGGGAGAAGAUAAACAUAAUAUUCAUUGGCCCAAUAAAAUUCAUGUCCUCAAAGACGCAUGCGUUGCUAUGGAGUAUCUUUAUAAAAGAAAAGACGAACCUGUAGGGAUAGAACGUCUAACCAAAUACAAAGAUUUGGUCGCUGGCACGGAAAGACUUAUUAAAAAAUGUAUCAAAGAACAUCCGGGUUUAUGGAGUUUAUCUGAAGUACGAUAUGACAUAAUGGCCAAUAUCAUACGAUCAAAGAAUAUAUCGUUGUUAGAUCAGAUUCUAUUCGAUUUAAAAGUAACAGACGGCAAAAAAACGAGAGUCAGUCGUUAUUUACAUAUUCCAAGGGAAAAAAAAUGGUUUAUGGAAGAUGAAGAAAGUGAUUUGAAGCUUGCUAUUAAAGAAUCUUCAGGUGGACAUCGUAGAGAUAAAGUUAUCGUCGCCAUGUUGCUCGAAUAUUAUUCAAAUAAUGCGGAAAAAGAUACGGGUUGGAUGUUUACGUUGACAAAGGCACUUCCUUUGCUCCAAAGUGACUUUGAAUCUUAUUUAAAGGAGUUAUUUUACAAACCUUGCUUUGGAUCCAAAGAAGAAAAUGUGGAUUCAAGAUUUGUGGAUCAAAAUAAAUUGUACAAAGGAUAUAAAUCGCAAAUAUGUUCAUUAAAUGUGAGACCACGACUUCUUUUGGUGCCAAAAAAGUGUUCAUUGUGGAAUAAAUUUAUGACGAAUCCUCUUAAAUGGAUUCCAAAUAUACUGAAAUAUAUACAAAAACCGAAUGUAAUAAUUCAAACAGAAAGGAAACAAGUAAAGACGACGACGUUACGUGUGGUUCCAUUACCAGAUUUUACUGUUUAUCAAAAUGAGACAGAUAAAACAGAUAAAACACCCAAUCAUUUGAUUAUCAUUAAAUUUAUCAGACUCAUGAUAUGGCCAAGAGGUUAUGUUAAUAAAAAAAAGUAUUAUAGCCCUUUUUUGCAACUAAUAAAUAAAAAAGAAGGGGGUCUGUUAUAUGAGCUAUAUGAUAAUCCAGCAAUGGAAGCAUGCAUUAAUUUUAAGUGGCAAGCAGCGCAAUAUCAUUUUUUACGUCAAUUUUUCUUAUUCAUAGCUUUUUCGUUAUCGUUUGCUAUUAUUUCAGGAAUAAUCCGAAAUCCACAUGUUUAUCCUUCAGACCAAUAUAUAGCAUAUAUAAUUUUUUUUUAUCUUGGAUAUUAUCUUUUAGCGGAGGAAAUUGUACAAUGUAAACACGAGACAUUACAAAGAUAUUUUAGCAUAUAUAAUUUACUUGAUGUAGUUUCAAUUCUUCUCGCAAUAGCUACGAUGAUAUUCUUUCUUGCAGGGAAUAAUGACAAUAUAGAUGGUCAAAGAAAUCUCGUUAUUACGCAAGCGUUUGCGGUCUUACUUUUAUGGCUUGAAUUAUUAUGUUUGACGCGAUAUUUUGAGGGUACUGCAAUUUAUAUCAGCAUGAUUUUAAACAUUUUAAAAGCUAUUUGGCCAUUCCUAAUUUUUAUGUUGAUGACGACCGUUGCUUUCGGUCAUGCAAUGCAUAUCGUAUUAAACAAUCCUAAAAUUAUUGAUGUGAAACCUAAGGGCGACAUUAAUGUUGAUGAUCAUGCCGAAAAUUAUUAUUCAUCAUUUGUCUAUUCUAUUUAUGGGGCUUAUUUUUGGGCCCUUGGAAGAUGGGAUCAAUUAGAGAAUUGGGAUUUCUGGCCGGUUUAUGCAAUCAGUAUAGCCGCAAGUGUUUUAUUAGUCAUUAUCAUGCAGAAUUUGUUGAUUACAUUUAUGUCGGGUGUAUAUGAGAUUGCAAAACAAAAUGGAAAAUUAGCGGUCUUAGGUUACAGAGCUGAUUUAAUCGCUAAUUAUGAAACGGUAGAUAAACCAACUGGUAGCUAUAGAGGGAAUCCGAGAUAUAUUUAUUAUGUUGGAAGUUCGGAAUAUCAAGAGGAAUGGCUGGAUAAAGCCGAAAAUUAUAGGAAAACACAUACAUCAUUAUUAUUUGAUGAUGUUAUUAGCCAAGGAUUAUCCGAUGACAAUUAUGUUACGAAUGAAAGCCAAGAUGUUAAGCAAGAUGAGAUAAAGUCAUUGCAAGAUGUUGUUGGAAAGUUGCAUUCUUUAGAAGAUAAGAUUGAAAAACUGACACGUUUAUUAAUACUAAAAGAGACAUGA